AUGGUCAACUCAUUCGUCAAGCUCGUCGCCUUCGCUGGCCUCGCAUCCGCCGGAAUUCUUUCUCCGCGCCAGAAUACCACGCCCGCUGUUGACAUCACGGCGCUGACCAAGAACGUCACGGCCACUUCCGGAACCGGCGCCGUCAGCGCCGCGGGAACUUUGUCCCCCUUCGGAGGUAUUGGAGUCGGCUGUGGCAUCAACUGGGCUGAGGGCCAGUCUUUUGGAGGUGGUCUUCAAUCCGGCUCGGACUCUUUCGGCCUCGGCGGCGGAUUCACAAUUACCAAGGACACCAUGAACAUUGGUCUUGGCAUCGGCAUCAACCCCAUCAAGUUCAACUCCAGCGUGAACUACGAAGCUUCAACCAACGGCACUGUGACCAUGACCUUCACCUCCACGACGGCGAUCAAGUGUGAAGAGACCACGGUUGAUGGCGUCAAGGGUGUCAAGUGUACUUCCUCAUAG
Colletotrichum chrysophilum is the source of this 462-nucleotide messenger RNA. RefSeq lists its product as uncharacterized. The record is from RefSeq and is a predicted model, not a curated record. The transcript has 3 exons. The coding region runs from base 1 to 462 and encodes 153 amino acids. NCBI's taxonomy places the organism in Eukaryota, Fungi, Ascomycota, Sordariomycetes, Glomerellales, Glomerellaceae.